UUUUAUAUUUUUUAAUCAUUUAACAUACUAAUAUCUUAUAUAUUUAUUUUUUUUAUUAAUUAUAAUAUUAUAAAAUAUCACGAUCACUGCAUAAUUACCCUUCUCUCUGUGUAUGUGUGAUUCUGUGUGUAUUCUUUCAGCUUUGGAGUUUGUGGGAAGAAGAAAAAGAGAAGCAAUUGGGGAUAUACGAAAAGAUCGGUUGUUCUCUCUUUUAUUCUGGGUCUCCUGCGAACUCUCUUUCUCAGCUUUUGAUUUCUCUGCUCAAUUACUAGUCUUAUCUAUGAACCACCGACACUUUUCGAUUCUGAGGAGUUUCUGAUAAUGGGUUCUGUUCUUCCUGAUAAUGGGCAUAUGGACUAAUGUUUAAAGUUUGAAAAAGAUUCAAAGUAUCAGCAAGCCAUAAGAAGAAUGGAUAUAUUGUCAACCCGAGCAAGCCAAAGUACAAAAUUGCAGGACAGGCUAGAAUUAGAAAAGCCUAUUGUGUCUGAUGCUGAUCUCAAUUCAAAAGUGACGAAGAACGUAGACAACAUCCCACCAGCAUUGUCAGAAAAUCACCAAAAGCAAAAGCUUGGAAGAAAGGCAAUUGAGAAUGAAGAACUUGUUAAAUACAUGUCGAAUUUACCAAGUUAUUUGGAGAAAGGAAAAAAUCUCAAGGAAAAAGCCUUGAAUGUUGGAGUCCUUGACUGGCGUCGUUUAGAAAAAUGGCAGUAUACCCAUAAACCAAACUCCUCCCAUAGUAGCAGGUGUUCACCGUCCAGCAGCAAUACCUCCUCAUUCUUCUCAACAGAUGGAUCGUCAACCCGUUCAAGCCGGGCCCACAGCUGCUCACCUGCUCGUGAAAGGACACACCGGCUGACACUACAAUUCCAUCUGAAUGCAUCAUCCCCAAAAGAAGAUUGUUCUAAAGGUGUCAAAACCGUUGUAGAAAAUGUUGGAAAGUUUCAAGAUCUCAAAGCUUCAUCAAGUAACAACCCCUUAAAAGGACAAAAAAGUAUUUUUAGAAUGUACCAGUCUUUUAGCAAAAACCAAUCAGAAAUCAAGCUGAAAGAGUGCAAGAUGAAAGACGCUGAGCCACGGAUUGUUCCCAAAAUUGAAACUUCCACGUAUUUAAACAGUUAUGAGGCAGCAUCAUGGUCGAAGGGAAAGGAAAAGACUCAAGAUGGUGAAUCUACUAGUGGAGUGAAGGAUUUGCGAGAACCAUGUUGUGAUAUUCAUCAUAAUUACCAUGAAAGAUGCAAAGAAGCAGCAAGUCGAAGGAGCUUUUCAGAGGGAUCUUUUCCAAAGGAGUUAUACAAUGUAGAUCCCCAUUCUGACAUCCCACAUUCAUGCCCACUGCCUCGUGAAGACGAUAACAUUAAAGACUCGUUGCAGAUAAAACAACCAAGUUCCGUGGAUUCAAAGAGUAUCAAGUUUUCAUCUGAACCGUCUGAACCUUCUCGAUGUUUGUCAAUCAGCCCAUCCAGAGUCAAGAACGUAGAAGAGAAGAAGUCAAAAGUAAUGCCUAGAAAUUCAAUUGCAAUCAAAUCUUCUGAGGGAUCAGAUCUGAAAAAGAGCACAGUAGAGGCUUCUAAGUCGAGAAACUCUUCUCCAACUCGCCGAUUUAGCAUUGGCCUAGGUAGAAUUGGCCGGACUUUCAGCUCCAAAGACAGUUCAGAACAUGUUACAUUCAAAUGCGGAUCAGAGAAAGCUGUUGCUUCUUCUUGCUUGGAAGAUUCAAGUCGUGAUAAACCCAGUGGUACAAAUAGAUCGUCCAGCCCUUUGAAAAGGUUACUUGACCCACUGCUGAAGCCGAAGGCAGCAAACUCCCAUCACUUUGCCGAAUCAGCCAAUGGACAAGUAGAAUCUUCCACUGUACAUUCAGCGAAAGUAAAAUUAGAUUUGACAAGUUGUAAGACUGUCAAUGUUGAUGAUUCACAUCACAAGAAGAAACAUGGAUCAUCAACUGUGCAAGCUCUUUUGCAAAUCACCAUAAAGAAUGAGCUUCCUCUGUUUACAUUUGCAAUUGACAACAAUAGUGACAUUCUAGCAGCCACAAUGAGAAAGGAAUGUUCUUCAGGAAAGGAUGACAACUGCUGGAUCUAUACAAUUGUUACUGUUCAUGAAGUAAAGAAAAAGAACGGUUGGAUAAAUCAAGGAGGCAAAGGUAAAAAUCAUGGUUACGUCCCAAAUGUUGUUGCUCAAAUGACAGUUUCUGUUCCUCGGAUCUCCAGCUUGGUCAGAGACGAUUCUGUUGAUGAACUAAGCAUUGGGGAGUUUGUUUUGUUUGCCCAGGCAGAUCAGCACGCGUCAGAACUCGAGCCAAAUGAUGAGCUUGCCGCCAUUAUUGUCAAGUUCCCAAAAGAGACCGCCAAAGUUGGGUCUUUUGUUCGAAGUCAAGAUCUUCUUAGCGCAACAGUUAUAUUACCCGGUGGCGUUCAUGGACUGCCAAGUAAAGGAGAGCCUUCUCGAUUGAUUGAAAGAUGGAAAUCGGGUGGAUCAUGUGAUUGUGGAGGUUGGGAUUUGGGUUGCAGAUUAAGGGUUCUUGCCAACCAGACUAAACUUAGUAGAAGAUCAAGUUCAUCCAAAACCCAUCACACAGCAGAUAGAUUUGAGCUUUUCUCUGAUCAUGAAGAAGUGCUUGAUGAUAGGCCUAUCUUCAGCUUGUCCCCGUUCAAGGAUAGGAUCUUUUCAGUUGAAUUUAAUUCGUCGCUCUCAUAUUUACAAGCAUUCUCCGUAUGUAUAGCAGUUUUGAAUAGUGGGAAACCAUAUGAGGUUCCAGAAUUAAACAAGUUGUUUGAAGAUAAUUUGUCUGAAGAAGCCCCAUUUGUGGUGGUGAAUGAUGGAAUAAAGAGCUCGAACCAGGUGCAACCAGAGGUUCCUGCAAGCCAUGCUUCGUAUCUUCCACCCAUUUUGCCUGUUGGGAGGGUCUAGCUUGGAUAAGAGAGUGUUUGGUGACUGAGCUCAGUUUGUACAGUUUUUGUAUCUUCACUUGGGUAAGUGACUUACUCAUGGAAACAUGUCAAUGAAGAUUUUUGAUCAGAGCAAACAUCGCUUUCAUGGAAAGCUUAAGCCAAAUGAUGCAUGGCCUGUAAUUUCACAAGACAUGUAUGUUGUAGGAGGAGGAUACAUCCUGGAGACAUGGAAUUUUGUGUUGUUUUGUGGAUGAAUGAAGUGUUGAUAAAUUUAAUAAUAUUUAAGGAGACAAAAUUUGGUUUUAUA
Messenger RNA from Camellia sinensis, 3198 nucleotides. RefSeq lists its product as uncharacterized. The record is from RefSeq and is a predicted model, not a curated record. Lineage: Eukaryota; Viridiplantae; Streptophyta; Magnoliopsida; Ericales; Theaceae.